ACACCUUUCUAUUUACGGGUUCCAAUUGAUUUGAUUGAGAUCAUUCACUCGUGAAGAAUCGUUCCACAUAAUUUACAAAAAAACUCAUAAAAAUGAGGAAUAUUUCGUACCUCGCCCUCACCCUUCUGUAUCUCCAAGUCCCCACAACAUUCAGUGCGAUACCCUGCCCCUUAAUUUGGCAGGGACACUUCGGCUCCGAAAAAAUGCCGGAAAAUCCCAUCGGACCGAUUGCCGGGGCCCCGGACACGGCUCAGUUUGCCUCCCGGGUUUGGAACGCGGAAUACCACGGGGGGUGGAUGCAAAAAUCGGUGUCGUACUAUCCCCUCGACGCGACCAGAGCAGCCUCGUCCGGAGAUUAUGAACUGCUCACCAAUCCAAACGAGUGUUUGAUCAAGUGGGUCGAUAAUUCCGAGCAGGCGCCAGAAGACGCGGAUAAGUUGACGCCGAUUGACGCCACGGGAAGCAAAGUCGUGGGGAGAGCGUUGAUCGGAAAUUCUAUCCAUUUUGGCGAAGUGGUUGGCGGUGUUUUGCUCGUGUCCACGGGUGGUACGAGUACGACACGGUUGACAAGAUACCAACUCCUCCACAGCUACUCGAGCGGGCUUCACCUCGAGCUGAAACAUUUCACCCUGCUAAACGACGCCGUCACUGGUCGGAUCGAUGUCCUCGGACAGGACGAGAUUUACAACCUGAGCGACCACGCCGAACUCCGGCAGUGGAUCCGCGUCGCUAAAAAGGUCACCGAGGAGACCACCAUCGCCCAGGAAAGGUACAGCCGAAGCCUGACCACGCUCAGGGUCACCUUGGACUUCAGCGUCUCCAUCGGCUUGGGGGACGUAUUGCCAAGCAUUGACGUCCCGAUUGGUGGGGUGGGAUUCAUGGUUGGAUGGGAAGAGGGGGAAUAUAAGAAUCAAACUGUUACGCAUGGGUCAGAGCGGGAAUUAGAUUUAUUAAGGGAGGUGAUCGUUCCACCCGCCACUAGCGUCCUUGCGACCUCCCAAAUCGUAAUGAUUGACAAUUUUCAAUCCGAUUACGAAGCGAUUGGUGAAUACUCCGCGCCGGGUUUGACAUCCUCUCAAAUUGCGCGGAUUUUACUGCUUGACGGCAUAACCGGAGAGGAAGAUCGCGUCCUGAACACCGUCACUGCCCAAGUUCGUGGCACCAUUGGCGGCACGUUGGCGACAUUUAAUGAGUUUAAUAUUAAACAAAUUUUCUAAAAUGAAAAGCUGCGUGAUAAAUAAAUACAGUAUUUCAAGCAG
Folsomia candida is the source of this 1259-nucleotide messenger RNA. RefSeq lists its product as uncharacterized. The record is from RefSeq and is a predicted model, not a curated record. The transcript is spliced from 3 exons. The coding region runs from base 93 to 1217 and encodes 374 amino acids. Lineage: Eukaryota; Metazoa; Arthropoda; Collembola; Entomobryomorpha; Isotomidae.